AUGUCGAAGAUGCUUCUUGCAUGCAUGGGAGUUACUGCAUUAGGGUUCACAUUAGACCAUAUCGUUUCUGAUAGAAAACUAUUUGGAGGUACAACUCCAAAAACAAUGUCGAAAGAGUGGCAAGAUGAAACAGAGAGGAUGAAAAACGCAUGGCCUCGCACUGCUGGACCUCCUGUCGUCCUAAACCCUAUCACUCGCCAGAAUUUCAUUAUCAAGUCUUCUGAUUCUUGA
Lactuca virosa is the source of this 231-nucleotide messenger RNA. NCBI's taxonomy places the organism in Eukaryota, Viridiplantae, Streptophyta, Magnoliopsida, Asterales, Asteraceae. The record is from the annotation of a GenBank genome assembly.